Molecule: messenger RNA, 972 nt
Organism: Pelodiscus sinensis (Chinese soft-shelled turtle)
Lineage: Eukaryota; Metazoa; Chordata; Testudines; Trionychidae
Source: RefSeq, a predicted model, not a curated record
UGAGAUGAGGGUGGAGACCUCUGGUUAAAUUCCCUCUCCUUUGUCUCUCUCAGUCAUUCCAUGCCAGGGUCUGGGCCUGUGACCUCCUCCAGGCCAACUCGCCCCAGGCUUCCUGUGGGGAAUCGGUGCCCUAAACCAAAGGCUGCUCCAGUCCCCCCAAACCCAGCCCCUCUGCCCCUCCUGGCAUGGAGCCAGUCCCAUCCCCUCCGGUCUCUAACCUGAAUGGCAACUGGCACUACCAGUUCCGGAUCAUCCUGCUGGGGGAUUCCACCGUGGGCAAGUCCUCGCUGCUGAGGCGCUACACUGAGGGCUGCUUCAUCCCGGCUCCCUGCCCCACCGUGGGCGUGGAAUUCUACAGCAAGAUGAUGGAGCUGCCUCCCGGCAUCAAGGUGAAGCUGCAGCUUUGGGACACAGCUGGCCAGGAGAGAUUCAGGUGCAUUACCAGGUCUUUCUAUCGGAACGCGGUGGGCGUGCUGCUGGUGUUUGACAUGACCAAUCGGAAGUCCUUCGAGCACAUCAUUGAGUGGUACCACGAAGUGGCCAGCAUCCAAAUUAUGGAGAAGGUCGUCUUCCUCCUGAUUGGCCACAAAAGUGACUUGAAGUCAGACUGCAAAGUCUCCGCCGAGGAAGCGGAAGGGCUGGCAGCCUCCCUGGGCAUAGGCUUCAUUGAAACAUCUGCCAAAAGCAAUAGCAAUGUGGACUUGGCCUUCGAGACCUUGACCAACACCAUCUACGAGGCGCUGAAGAACAAGGAGAUCGACUUGCAGGAAGGCUGGGAGGGGGUGAAGGUGAUUCACAAGAGAACCUGCAACCCCCAGAAGAAGAGGCGAAAACCACAAGAAAAAUGCCAAUGUUAACCCAGCAUCUAGGCGCGAGGACCUGGCAGGAGAGGGUGGGGGGAUGAAAGUGGUGGGGGAGGGGCUGAUUGAGAAAUAAACUAGAGAAGGGGUCUCUAGGAAGAAUAACUCCCCC